CCACCAAAUAACUUCUACUUCGCUUGCUUCAUUAUCUCCUUCAUAUUGUAGUUUUCCGAUUCAGUAAAACCCACUCACACACCUUAAUCAGUUUCUUCUCGUUACAGCUUCAUGGAGACGCCAAAACUCACUCACGUGGUUCUCGUUUCAAGUCCAGGUCUGGGCCAUCUCAUCCCUGUCAUUGAGCUUGCCAAGCGCUUUGUCCUUCUCCACAACUUCAAAGUCACAGUUAUCGCCGUCACUUCCCAAACUUCACCAGCCGAAUCGCAGAUCCUCAACUCACUCCUCACACCAUCUCUCUGCCACCUCAUUGAUAUUCCUUCACCAGACAUCAAUGCCCUCGUUGCCCCAAACGAUGCCGUGGUCACUCGCCUCUGCGUCGUGAUGAGCGAAGCCAAACUCGCCAUCCGGUCAAUUCUUUCCGAAAUUAUCCCUCGCCCUUCCGCAGUCAUCGUUGAUGUUUUCAGCACCGAGACCAUACCCAUAGCAAGAGAACUCGAUAUUCACGGCUACGUCUACAUUGCUUCACACGCUUGGAUGCUCGCGUUGGUUCUCUAUUCGCCGGUUCUGGAUGAACUGGUAGAGGGACAAUACGUGGACCAAACGGAACCGAUCAAAAUUCCGGGCUGCAAACCGGUUCGACCGGAGAACGUGUUCGACCCCAUGCUGGACCGGAACGACAGACAGUAUACAGAGUAUCUGAAAAUGGGAAAAGGGAUCCUACAAAGCGACGGCGUUUUGGUGAACACGUGGGAGGAGCUUCAACGUGAAGAGCUUGAAGCGCUGAGGGAGGGAGGUUCGUUAAGUGAAGCGCUAAAUAUGAAGAUUCCCGUGUACGCUGUGGGACCUCUCGUGAGAGAGCCCGAGUUAGUAACCAAUUCUUCAACUGAGUCGCUGGUGACGUGGCUCGACCAACAACCGACUCAGUCGGUGGUUUACGUGUCGUUUGGCAGCGGA
Molecule: messenger RNA, 957 nt
Organism: Vigna umbellata (rice bean)
Lineage: Eukaryota; Viridiplantae; Streptophyta; Magnoliopsida; Fabales; Fabaceae
Product: anthocyanidin 3-O-glucosyltransferase 5-like
Molecular function (GO): UDP-glycosyltransferase activity
Source: RefSeq, a predicted model, not a curated record